Molecule: messenger RNA, 2458 nt
Organism: Bombus pascuorum
Lineage: Eukaryota; Metazoa; Arthropoda; Insecta; Hymenoptera; Apidae
Product: glutathione synthetase-like
Exons: 5
Coding region: 228-2123 (631 amino acids)
Biological process (GO): glutathione biosynthetic process
Cellular component (GO): cytosol
Molecular function (GO): ATP binding; glutathione binding; glutathione synthase activity
Source: RefSeq, a predicted model, not a curated record
CAGGAUGUACCAGCAAUCAUAAUAUAAAGUUAUAUAUGUGUAUAUAAACAUACAUUACGUUGUGUGUUGCAAGCUCAUAAAUAUUACUCGUAAUAUUACUGAUUCUCUCAUUAAAAAUAAAACAUACGUAUCUGACUAAAAUAUAGAAAAAAUUUAAUGAAAUAUUUCUUGUUUUAUGUAUGUUAACCAAAUAGAAAACAGAAUUUUUAUACAUAAUAUUGAAUAAAAUGAAUUACACGAUACAGAGACUUGUUAUAUUAACGUGUCGGAGCAACAUUAAUUUUAAUAUUUUUAGAAAAAUAAAUACUGUUUUUACAUCAUACAACCAUGCGUUAACAACACGUGUAUUUAUGACAAAAUUCAGCUUAAAAUUACAUCAUAAUAACUUGUUAUAUACUACUAAAGUUCAGUUUGAAAAAGAUAACUCUAAUUUGAAAUUACUCACGAAUAAAGAUGCAAAUAAUUAUUCUUCUGUUCAAAUGAAAAAAAGGACCAAGAAAAGGACAGCUGUUUCUACCAAUGAUGAAACGAGUACUGCAUAUAAUGUAAAAGCAUUGGCUACUUCAGAAGAAUAUAAUUUGGAAGCUUUAGCGCAAGGUCUUAUUGAAGAAAAGUUAUAUGAGCCUAGCAAUAUAAAAACAUCAACUAACUGGAUAGCUAUGGACACAGAACUUAGUUUACCUUCUUCUAAACAAGAGCUCGAAGAAUUAAUAGAAAAAGCAAAAGAUUGGGCACUUAUGCAUGGAAUGUGUAUGAGAUCGAAACAAAAUUUUAAUGAAAAUAUGCUACAAUUUGCACCGUUUAUUCUGAUGCCAUCUCCAUUUCCUAGAAAAGAGUUCGAGAACGCUUGUUCGAUUCAAAUAAUAUUAAAUAUACUUAUACAUAGAGUUGCCCAGGACUACAAUUUCUUAAAAGCAACUUUAGAAGAAACAAUUAAAGUUGACAAUUUUACCAAAAAGUUAUUUGAAAUCUGUAAAAUUAUAAACAGAGAAGGGGGAUCAGCACAAAAAAUAUCUCUUGGUAUAUUGCGUUCAGACUUAAUGUUGGAUACUUCCUGUCCACAAGAAGAUACAAAUAAGAAAUGUAUACCAUAUUGUUGUUGGAAACAAGUUGAAAUAAAUACAAUUGCAUCUGGCUUUGGUUGGUUAGGACCUGCUUCAACUGAAUUACAUAAAUUUGUAUUAAGAGAGCUUGGAUAUAACAAAGAAAUAAAAAAUCUUCCAGAAAAUAAUGCAUUGGAAAUAAUAUGUUCAAGUAUGAUUAAAGCAUGGAAGAUAUAUGGAAAUGAACAAGCAGUAAUUUUAUUUGUUGUUGAAGAUGUUACAUAUAAUAUAUGUGAUCAACGCUUUCACGAAUUUGAAAUUAAGAAACAGAAUCCAAAUGUUAGAGUCAUUCGUAGAAAUUUAACACAAUUAGCAGCUACUGCCAAAUUGGGUUCUAAUAAAGAAUUGAUAGUAGACAAUUAUAUUAUAUCUGUAGUGUACUAUCGAUGUGGGUACGAACCUGGACAAUAUCAUACACAGAAAGAAUGGGAUGUAAGAUUAUUAAUAGAAAGAUCAUUGGCAAUUAAGUGUCCUACCAUACAGUAUCAUUUAGCAGGAACUAAAAAAGUUCAACAAGCACUUGCAAAGCCAGAUGCAAUUAGUAGAUUUUUAAAAAAUAAAAAAACAUGUGCAGAGAUCAAAAAAAUAUUCACUGAACAUUAUGCAUUAGAUUUUGAUAAACAUGGAGAUGCCGCUAUAGAAAUGGGAAUUACAAAUCCACAUUGUUUUGUACUAAAACCUCAACGAGAAGGAGGUUGCAAUAACAAAUAUGGAUUAGAUAUAAAAUAUUUUUUAGAGUCUGUAAAGAAUAAGCAAGACAGAGUAGCUUGGAUUCUUAUGGACAAAAUUCAUCCUCCAAUUCAUAAGAGUCAUAUGAUCAGACCUGAAAAUAAUAUGAGUACAGAAUCCCAAGAAUUAGUUUCUGAAUUAGGAAUAUUUGGUGUUAUCAUAGCAGAUGAAAAUAAUGUAUAUCUUAAUAAGCAGAGUGGUCAUAUGUUACGGACAAAGUUAGCUACUGCUAAUGAAGGUGGUGUUGCAUCAGGAUUGGGUGCAUGUGACAGUCCAUUUCUAAUAAAUUGAAGACACAUACAUAAAUAGAAAGACAUAUACUUUUAAUAAGAUAUGAAAUAAUAUUAUACAUGAGAUGAAAUUUUAAUUUGUUAUAGGGAUAUACUAAAACAGUGUACUGAGUAUUAUUUCUCAAAAUCAAAUUUGAUAAAUUAUGCAGCAUAUACAUAAUAUUUUUUAAUAUACAUUAUCAUAAAUAAUUAUCUAUAUAAUAUAAUAUAAAACAUAUUGAAUUAUUUUUUAUUUCUUUUUUUUAUUUAAAUGUGAAACCAAAAUUUCUUUAUUCGAAUAUAUAUUUCGUACAUAAUGUUUAUUUUAUAUACAUAUAAAAUGAACUAAAAUAAACA